AUGAUUGGGAUUGACUCUCUACUGUCAGUGGCAGCGUCCGCCACGGCAGUCAUCGCCUCUCUGCAGGCUGCUUCUCGGGCCAAGUAUCUUGUGGAACAUCAAGAAAUUGGAGUCAAGCAAGGGCCUCUCAUAUUGCCUCCAUCUACCUACAACACAAGUACCACUACUAGUAGUACUGAUGAAUUGGUAUUGUGGGACCUGGUACAAGUCUUUCAGCAAAGUGUGCAAUUGGGAUUACAAGAGCCAACUUUAGUAUUUAAGGAUUGUACCAUCCAUACAGAUGCCUUGGAGCAUCUGCUACAAAUUGGCAAGCAACAGGAUCCAUACUCCCUGUCACCAUAUGCCUAUCAGGCUGCUACUGCUACUGAUGCCAGUACAACAUCAUCACCCAAGAAUGAUAACCAUCAGGAGGAUCCUAACAAACUGAAUCAAUUGGUGGUUAGCAAAGAUCAGGAUGACAAUGAUGACACAACAAAAGAUAAUGAUAAUGAUUCCAUACAUGUACUGGAUGGUGUCAUGGAUCACAUCCAACAGUCAACAAACUACUGGACCAAGAGACUCUGGCAUUGGAGAAAAUCGAAACAACAGUUUCAACACUACCAAAAACAAUCCACUACUACCAGCAGCAGUAAAGAAGAAGGAGAUGAAGGAGAUGCCAAUGUUGCCAUUUCCAAACACACCCAACAUGUACGACACAACAACAACAAUACGUCAUUCCAGGCAGAAAUCACGGCAUAUGCACCGCAACUGUUUGCCAAUCUACGAAGAGAACAAUUUCUCAUUUCAGACGAAUCCUUUCAACGAUCCAUUUUCGAAUCGGGACCCUACAUUUCCUUUCAAUCCAAUUCCAAAGGGGCAGCCAGGGUUGGUGGAGUCUUCUUUUUUACCAGAGAUGGUGCCUACAUGAUCAAAACCAUCAAGCAAGGAGAAGCAGAAACAUUUCUCAAAAUGCUACCCAAAUACUACAAACACAUGAAACGACAUGCUCGGCAUUCACUCCUCACACGAUUCUGUGGCAUGUACACGGUACAAAUACGAGAUCCUGCCGCUAACGAAUUACAGAAACAUACCUUUGUCAUUAUGAACUCUGUUUUUCCCGCCGAAGCAUCCAAUUUCAUUUCCGAAAUGUACGAUCUCAAGGGAUCCACGGUAGGACGCGCAUGUUCGCAAGAAGAAAAGGCCAAAAAGGGCCCAAACGCCGUACUCAAAGACUUGGAUUUGGCACGGGAAGUUGAAUUGGUCAAGCAGUCCAAGUUCACGACAAGAGACAAUCGUGACAAGACGACAACAUCAAACCACAAUAGCAACAACAAUUAUGGAAUCCACUUGGGUGCAUCGGCCAAAUCCAAGCUUUUGGGACAAUUGCGAAAGGAUGUGGCGCUGCUACAGGAAUGUCGUGUCAUGGACUACAGUUUACUCGUGGGCAUUGUCAAUAUGGAUCAACAACAACCACAACAACAAUCAUCACCCGUAAGAAUUAUUGAUGCAUCCAAUGUCAACAACAACACUAUGGAAGAAGUAUUGAGCGAUCAUCCAGAACAAAAGCCAAAGGGCAUUUCUCUUUCGCAACGACUGUUUCGAUCCGUCAUGACACCGGUUCGACUCAUGAUGGCACCGCCGCUCUUUUUCAGCAAGAAACUAUACGCCGGCUCUCAACGAACAUUAUCCACCGUAUUGACGUAUCCGUUACCGCAUUAUGGUUCCUCGGUUUGCGUCGUGGAUGGUGGCGUUCUGUCGAUACUCUACGGCACUCGAUCGGGCAAGCGAGCCAUUUACUACUUGGGGCUGAUUGACUUUUUGCAGCCAUGGACGACACGCAAAGUGGUCGAGAAACAGUUGAAGGGAUGGCUCUUGCGUCAAGACACCCAUGCCAUUAGUUGCGUCGAUCCGGAUGAAUACGCAACACGAUUCUUGGACUUUAUCGAGGCUCAUGUAAGUUAG
This is a messenger RNA of Seminavis robusta, 1941 nucleotides long. NCBI's taxonomy places the organism in Eukaryota, Bacillariophyta, Bacillariophyceae, Naviculales, Naviculaceae. The record is from the annotation of a GenBank genome assembly.